Messenger RNA from Anthostomella pinea, 1428 nucleotides. NCBI's taxonomy places the organism in Eukaryota, Fungi, Ascomycota, Sordariomycetes, Xylariales, Xylariaceae. The record is from the annotation of a GenBank genome assembly.
AUGGAUCAGCUCGACAUCAGAGUCAUCAAGCCAGCGGCACAGGAUGAGUUUAUCAACACCCACAACCCUGUAUACACGGGCAGCGUGCUCCUCAAGCUGGCGUUGUUGUACCACGACACUGGACUCUCUCUUGCCAACCACCAUCUCAGCAUCUUCGCUACGGCACACCUGUACAAUGCACUGCGCCAGCUGCAUAUGCUGCAAGAUAAAUGGCAUGUGAUGGAUCGUAUUAUUGAGCUUCACAAGCGGGCUCUCUUUGCCGAUGCCAUUCCGACGAGGACGGCGGACAUGGCCGACCGCUUGAAGUACAGACUCGACGCAACGAGAAAGACAUUCUUCCGGGACGAGAAGUACAAGUUCAACGAGCGAGAUUCAUUUCAGGCCCUCAAAUCAAUGUUGGACCCGAGCAUCUCUAACGGCAAGGCCCUAUACCAGAUCGAACAGCAAGCAAUAGACCACUACAAGAACUCGCUGCAGCCCACAAAGGGGGCGGCAGCAUUCCAACGCCGAAAGCAACAGUUCACGCCGGUGGACCUCGUGGGUAGCUUGCAAGAUGCACUCACCCCAGUCUUGGACGAUCUCAGCAUAGAUUAUAUCCGCCUGACAAAGCGGUGCAUUCGCCUUCUAGGCGAUUUUACGAAGCUGUUCAAUGUACACUUGAUAUCCGAGGGAGUCGAUGAGAUUCGAUGUACUUCCGUGAAGGACAGGAAUAACACUAACGACCAGGGACACCUUAUCAUUGCAUUCGAGGCCCUGCAGGAAGCCAAGUCAGUAAGGGAGAUGGGCAUCUACAAUUACCGCGCGGGUGAGGGGGAGGUGAACGGCUACAGCACCGCGAUGAACGAUGAUCCCGACGACGAAUACCGUCGUGGUAUGGGCCUCCUCACCGCGAGCCAGCUUUUCAGGCGGCUCCUAACCAAAGAGAACACUGAGUUCCGGUUCCUGCCCCUUGCGUCGCCACAGGCAAGGGCUCUGACAAGCGUCGACCCCAACGAAGCCUACGGGGCGUAUCCGACGCAUAACGAAGAGGGCGUCUCGUUCGUGCAGGACCAAGUUCGAUGCAUCAUCACGGCAUCCUCGGCCGCGGAGCUGCAGAAGCUACUGGGCAGCACCACCUACGCGGCCGUCGACUUCUUCGCCGACUGGUAUUUCAGGGAACCGACCGUCCCACAGACCUUUUUCGAAAUGGCCCAUAAGCACGGGAUCCCCGGCGUCCUGAUGUUUGCGCCCGCCAACACGGACGACAUGCGCGACUUCGCUGCAAAGCACCAGGUGAAGACCGAGUCCGGCUUCUUGUUCUUCAAGGACGGCAGGCAGGUCGCUGUCGAUGGGAAAACGGUGGUCGGCGGACGCGAUCUGAAGGGCCUCCGGGCAGCAGCUGUGAAGCUGGGCGGGUUGGCUAAGAAGAGAGCUGCACCUGCAUCUUAG